Gekko japonicus is the source of this 2542-nucleotide messenger RNA. It is a transcript of the gene RASA3, whose product is annotated as RAS p21 protein activator 3. NCBI's taxonomy places the organism in Eukaryota, Metazoa, Chordata, Lepidosauria, Squamata, Gekkonidae. The transcript is spliced from 23 exons. Gene Ontology annotation, molecular function: GTPase activator activity. Bases 164 to 2542 code for a protein of 792 amino acids. The record is from RefSeq and is a predicted model, not a curated record. Gene Ontology annotation, biological process: regulation of GTPase activity; intracellular signal transduction; negative regulation of Ras protein signal transduction.
CUUCUGGCUCCUCGCUCGCUGCUUCUUCGGCUGUCCGCGUUCGCCACCAGCCCACCCGGAGCAGCGGCAAAGGCACAGGCGGCAGCAGCAGCAGCAGCAGCAGCAGCGCCGGCGGCCUCUUCUUCCCCUUCCCGGCGGAGGAGCAGCCAGCGGGGGCUGCGCGAUGGCGGUGGAGGAAGAGGGGCUGCGCGUGUUCCAGAGCGUCAAGAUCAAAAUAGGAGAAGCCAAAAACCUUCCUACCUAUCCAGGGCCAAACAAGAUGAGAGAUUGCUACUGUACUGUAAACCUGGACCAGGAAGAAGUUUUCAGGACCAAAAUUGUGGAGAAAUCACUAUGCCCGUUUUACGGAGAAGACUUUUACUGUGAAAUUCCACGGAGUUUUCGUCACCUGUCAUUUUACAUUUUUGACAGAGAUGUUUUCCGCAGGGAUUCAAUCAUUGGGAAAGUAGCAAUAUGGAAGGAAGAUCUGCAGAAGUACCACAACAGAGACACCUGGUUUCAACUGCAACACGUUGAUGCAGAUUCAGAAGUACAGGGAAAGGUCCAUCUAGAGUUGAGGCUCAGUGAAGUCAUAACAGAUACUGGUGUCAUUUGCCAUAAGCUUGCUACACGAGUUCUAGAAUGCCAAGGCCUGCCAAUAGUGAACGGCCAAUGUGAUCCUUACGCAACGGUUACGUUAACAGGACCGUGCAGAUCAGACGUCAAAAAGACUAAAGUUAAAAAGAAGACCAACAAUCCACAGUUUGAUGAAGUGUUUUACUUUGAGAUUACCAGACCCUGCAGUAAUAACAAGAAGUUCCACUUUGAAAUUGAAGAUGCUGAUGAAGUGGACAAGAUGGAAAUCAGAAUUGAUCUCUGGAAUGCAAGCAACUUGAAGUUCGGCGAUGAGUUUUUGGGAGAACUAAGACUACCUCUGAAAUUUCUCCGGCAAUCCAGCUCUUAUGAAGCAUGGUACUUCCUCCAGCCCAGAGAUAAUGGCAACAAGUCACUGAAACCAGAUGACCUGGGUUCCUUGAGGUUAAAUGUGGUUUACACAGAAGAUCAUGUCUUUCCCUCAGACUAUUAUAGCCCACUUAGAGAUCUCUUCUUAAAAUCUGCAGAUGUUGAGCCUGUUUCAGCAUCUGCUGCCCAUGUGUUGGGUGAAGUCUGCAGGGAAAAACAGGAGGCAGCCAUACCUUUGGUGCGGCUCUUCUUACACUAUGGCAAAAUUGUGCCUUUCAUUAGCGCAAUUGCAAAUGCAGAAAUCUGCCAGGUACAUAAACCAUGUGAAAUUGAUCCUGUGAAGUUGAAAGAUGCUGAAAACUUGGAAACUAACAGGGAAAAUCUGCGGCAAUAUGUAGACCGGAUUUUCACUGUCAUUACGAAAUCUGGGGUCAGUUGUCCUACAGUGAUGUGUGAUAUCUUUUUUUCACUGAGGGAGUCAGCUGCAAAACGUUUCCAAGGUGACCCAGAUGUUAGGUACACAGCUGUAAGCAGUUUUAUUUUCCUGAGAUUCUUUGCUCCUGCAAUUCUUUCUCCAAACCUCUUCCAACUCACACCACAUCAUCCAGAUCCACAGACCUCAAGAACGUUGACGCUUAUAUCCAAGACUAUACAAACAUUAGGCAGCUUAUCAAAAUCUAAAUCUGCCAGUUUCAAGGAAUCUUAUAUGGCUUCAUUUUAUGACAACUUUAAUGAGCAGAAGUAUGCAGAUGCAGUAAAAAAUUUCUUAGAAUUGAUUUCAUCCUCUGGAAGAAGAGAUCACAAGAGCAUAGAGCAACCAAUACUACUUAAAGAAGGGUUCAUGAUAAAGAGGGCACAAGGUAGGAAACGAUUUGGUAUGAAGAACUUCAAAAAGAGAUGGUUUCGACUCACUAACCAUGAAUUUACUUAUCAGAAAAGCAAAGGUGAUCAUCCACUAUGUAGCAUUCCGAUUGAAAACAUUCUGGCUGUAGAAAAAUUGGAAGAGGAGUCAUUCAAAAUGAAAAACAUGUUCCAAGUGAUCCAGCCUGAAAGGGCCCUGUAUAUCCAAGCAAAUAACUGUGUCGAGGCCAAGGACUGGAUUGAUAUCCUCACCAAAGUUAGCCAGUGUAACAAGAAACGUCUCACUGUCUAUCACCCCUCGGCAUACCUUAAUGGGCACUGGCUGUGCUGCAAAGCUACUGCGGAUAAUACCCCUGGCUGUACUCCCUGCACUGGGGGCCUACCAGCAAAUAUACAAUUAGACAUAGAUGGAGAUAGAGAAACUGAACGCAUCUACUCCCUUUUUAUUUUGUAUAUGUCUAAACUGGAGAAAAUGGAAGAGGCUUGUGGCAGCAAAUCUGUAUAUGAUGGGCCAGAACAGGAAGAGUACUCGACCUUUCUCAUCGAUGACCCUCAAGAGACCUACAAGACACUAAAACAGAUUGUCGCAAGUGUUAAAACCUUAGAGCAGGAACAUGCCCAAUACAAGAGGGAUAAGUUCAAGAAGACAAAAUAUGGGAGCCAAGAACAUCCCAUUGGAGACAAGAGCUUCCAGAGUUACAUCAGGCAGCAGUCAGAAAUUUCAGCACAUUCCAUUUGA